Nematolebias whitei (Rio pearlfish) is the source of this 1659-nucleotide messenger RNA. RefSeq names its product myocyte enhancer factor 2d (gene mef2d). The record is from RefSeq and is a predicted model, not a curated record. NCBI's taxonomy places the organism in Eukaryota, Metazoa, Chordata, Actinopteri, Cyprinodontiformes, Rivulidae.
ACAUUGCGAAAGAAAGGCUUUAAUGGUUGCAACAGUCCUGAGCCUGAUGGCGAUGACUCCAUCGACCAAAGUCCGCUAAAUGACCGCAAGACAGAGGACCUGGACAGCCUCUUCAAACGCAUCGGCUCUACAGUCCCGCAGCCAACCUUCUCCAUGCCAGUCACAGUUCCCGUAUCCAAUCAGAACGCAGCGGCCCUCCAGUUCAGCAACAAUCCUGCCGGCGCCCUGGUCACCACCACCUCCUUUGUCACCUCCACCCUCACAGAUCCCCGCCUCCUAUCACCACAGCAACCAGCUCUGCAGAGGAACACCGUGUCACCGGGGUUACCACAGCGACCAGCCAGCGCAGGUGCUCUGCUUGGAGGAGAUUUGGGGAACUCAAAUGGAGCAUGCCCGAGUCCAGUCCCUAAUGGCUACAUCAGUGCCAGGGCCUCUCCAGGCCUCUUGUCCGUAUCCAAUAGCAACAGCCUCGGGAAAGUAGUCCCGGCUAAGUCUCCACCUCCACCCAGCCCUCAGAUGGUCAACAGCCGCAAACCGGACCUGAGGGUCAUCACUUCACAGAGUGGCAAGAACCUCAUGCAGCUGACAGAGGAAGAGCUGGAGUUGGUGAGUGAGAAUGCUCAGCGACUAGGAGUCUCACAGGUGACACAGCCACUCACUACCCCUGUUGUUUCUGUGGCAACACCCAGUCUCCUUGCACCUUUCCCCGGCAUGCAGACAGCCUACAACACGGACUACCAGCUGACGAGCGCCGACCUCACAGCGCUUCAGACGUUCACACCACCAGGGCUGGUGCCUGGCAACAUGGCUGCCUGGCAACAGCAGCCGGCGGUCUCCCAGCAACAACAACAACAGCAGCAGCAACAGCAGUUGACAUUGGCAUCACUCAAUAACUUGGUCAUGUGGGGUGCAGACAAACAGAAUGCGGAGAUGGUUAACUGCAUCUCCAAUUUUGCUGCUAACCUGAGGUCUGUGGGCCCAGUUCCUCAGAGCGCCCUGACGGUCAACACAAACCCCAACAUCAACAUCAAGUCCGAGCCCGUAUCGCCAAACCGUGAUCGCAGCACUCCCAUUUCCAUCGGUGGCGCAGGAUUGUGCGCGGGGGGUCAGAUCCAGGGACAAGGUUUGGUUUCGGUCGCCUACCCCGGUACCCUGCGGGUGGAAGCAGGAGGCCAAGGCCGCUCGCCCGUCGACAGCCUCAGCAGCAACGGCAGCUCGUUCGAAGGCAGCGACCGGGACGACAUCCAGGGACAGGGUGGGGGUACGAACUUCCACGGCCAGGUGGGCGGAGCGCAGCAGCCCACGAUGCUUCUCCUCCGGCCCUCUUCGGCUGACCCUCAAGAGCAGGAUGGGACAAAUGUCAAAAGAAUGAGAUUGGAUGCCUGGGUCACAUAAAGAGCUGGACGGACACAUGGAAGAUGAUGUGUAUUUGUGGCUUGUGUACCUGCUUCAGUCCCCCCCAUCCUCCCACCCUCUUAAAUAAAAUCACAGAAUAAGACCAUCAUUGACCCAGUAACUGCACAGAAACUCAUUCGUUCACAACACAGGCAUGAAAACACACUCACGUUGCACAGUGGACAUUGAUGCCGAGUCGAUGGCAGUGCGCGUUCACUUUUGUACUUCGAUGUCCUCGAACUUGUAAACAUGCCCCCCCCCCCC